AUGGGUCCGAACGCCCGCCUCACACUUAUUCUUGUCGCGUUCUGUACGGUGGUUGGGGAAGGGUGUCUGCGAACAGUGCCGCCGGAGACGGGAACAACCGUAGCGCCGACAGUGCCAACCACAACAACCGCUGCUGGGCCGACGACAACAAGCACAACUACUACUACGACGACUACAACUACUACAACAACAACUACUACAACAACAACUACUACAACAACCACUACAACAACUACAACUACGACAACUACAACUGCUAUUCGUAAGUCCAGGGUCCUUUUCCAUUUUUACAUACGUUCUUUAAAAGCUGGUUUGUUGGAGGUUGAGAAUGUUUUUGUUGGCCACUGUUGCCGACACAGUUUCAACUUAAUUACAUGCAGCUACAGUGGGGGGACCCCAGUGGCAAAAAACGUACCAUUUUGCAUCCAGGAAGCAUCAAAAAAUGUGGAAAUAUGCCUCCUUCUCCAAGUGAAAAAAACGCAGAUUUCAAAAGCCCGCCCGCUCUUUUUGUGAGGAAAAAGGCCGCGCCCUUCAAAACGAAGUUUUUUCACUUGGAGAGGGAAGCAUUUAGCCACAUUUUUGAUACUUCCCGGAUGCAAAAUGGUCCGUUCUUUGCCACUGGAUCAGGUCCCCUACUGUAGUUAAAUACCAGAUUUUUUUAUAUUACAAUACACUGAACUGACCUACUCCUGUCCGCGGGACGGGCGAUUUUCGGCCCUACAUUACGAAACCCCAACCAUUUCAGCCUGUAACCCACCCAGCUCCACCUCGGCGGGUAUCAUCUAUGCGGAUCCGGCGGAGGCAACGGCUCUCUCGGCCGGCGAUACAGCCACUUGUUCGGACUGUACGAGCGGCAAAAAGCAUUGGUAUUCCGAGACCACUGCGGACAAUAUGAGCGACGCCAUCGGGAAUAACGAAGCCGCGCUGUUGGAUUGCGGUAGUUCCGAUCUUUCCAACGCCUGCAUAUGCAAUGCCGACGCGUGUUGUACGGUGGACGACCCAACGAAUACGGACGCAAUAGCGCUUGCGACUUGGUGCGACAGCAACGGAGGUAAAGACGAGUUUUUCGUCAAUUGUUGAUGUUGCUGUUUAGUUUGCUCAAUGUACGCGACCACCAGUGGGAAUGGUGGAUUGACCUGUGACAACGGCCUGAACGUCCCGGCGAAUGACGCUGCGGCGUUUAGCGGCGGGUCGUAUUUCCAGCCAACAGCGAUGAGUUGUAAUGGAUGUGAUGGACUUAAGCAGGAUUCUUGCAACGGCCCUACUACUCCGAACUAA
Molecule: messenger RNA, 1278 nt
Organism: Bursaphelenchus xylophilus (pine wood nematode)
Lineage: Eukaryota; Metazoa; Nematoda; Chromadorea; Rhabditida; Aphelenchoididae
Source: the annotation of a GenBank genome assembly